AUGUCGAAGAGUCCUGGUGAAAACCUCGAAGCUAGUCGCUCUAAUCCUCUUUCUCACUAUGAGGAAAAUGAACAUAUUGCUGAUGAUAUCGUUAGCAGAAUCGAAGAAGAACGUGAGGAGAUAACAGACGAUGAAGAUGCAGAAGAGUUCAUUAGAAAGUAUGGGGAUAUAAAUUUCAAGUAUAUUAAACGUCCUAAAGAUGCUGUUUGGUUCAUUAGACCCCAUGCAUUGAACUAUUUCAAAGAUGGGGUGCUUUAUCGUACCAAAGGUGAAAGAACCUCGUCCAAGACAGAAUUGUUCCUUGAUUUGAUGUACGUUGGUAUCAUUGCCAAUUUAGCAGGUACUGCAUCAGAAAACGCAAGUGGAGCUGCUUUGUUGAAGUAUGUCCUUACAUUUGUCCCAGCUUGGACUGUGUGGGCGGAUAUCAAAGAUUUUACCAAUUACUAUUAUAAUGAGGAUUUAUCCCAGAAGUUGUACAUCAUGUGGAUCUUGGCACUUUUAACCUUGUACGUUAACAGUCAAGGUGCAGUGUUGGAACUGAGAGAAGGUGCUGCGUAUACAAUUGUGCCAUACAUCAUGUGUAGAAUGUCAUUGGCGCUAAGUUUAUUAUUGUAUUCCUUUUAUAUCCCAGAGCACAGACCACAACAAAGAUUAUACGCCUGCUUCAUAACAUUUACUUGUUGUCUUUGGAUUCCUGUAAUUUUCAUAUCAACGAGAGCUAAAAUUGGAUUGUCAAUCACUAUUAUGGUUUUGGAAAACGUUUUGUUUAUGAUUGCCUAUCAUCCAUACACGAAGAGAGUAAUGAACUUGAGAAUGUCUACUGCAUUAAACAUUGAACAUGAAGUAGAAAGAUUUGCAACCUUCGUCACCAUUGCGAUUGGUGAAUUUUUAUACAAGGCAGUUGCUACUGGUGGAUUGGGCGUUGGAUUUAGCGAUAAAUUCGCAAGGGGAAUAUUUUUGAUUAUGAUUGCCUACACAUUAUUUUGGAUUUAUAACAAUGGAUCAACAGUUAAGUGUGCUACCCAUGCUUUAAGAAGGAACGGUUUUACUGCUUGUAUUUGGAUUUACGCUCAUUUACCAUUGGUAGCAGCCUUAGUUUUGGCAGCAGAUGCAGGUGGGGACAUAACUUUACUGGAUACCACCAGCUUGGCCAAGACACACUCUUCCACAUCAGAAGAGAUUAUAUCAAGUGGAGAGGAACACUCAAGAAGAUCAGAGUCCAGUGGGGAAGAAGAGCACAAUAUGUAUGCAUUGUCAUUGUUUUUCACGGGAAGUCUUUGUGUUGCUUUGGUUUCACUUGCAGUUCUUGGAUUACUUGAUGAGUCAAAAGAUCCGAAAGACAUGUUCAUUAUUCCAAGAUUUUGGAGAGUCAUAAUGCGUGUUCCAGUUGGAAUAAUUAUUCUUUGCUUAAGUUUUGCCGAACUUCAAUCUACUGUGCUUAUGGGAAUAGUUGUGGCUUUGCUAGUAGUAUUAUUAGUUUUCGAAAGUUUUACAUCUACGCCAAAGAAUUGUUUGAACAUCACACGGCCCAUAAAUUUAGCUUCCGAUUCGAACUAG
This is a messenger RNA of Dujonia railenensis, 1557 nucleotides long. The record is from the annotation of a GenBank genome assembly. Lineage: Eukaryota; Fungi; Ascomycota; Pichiomycetes; Serinales; Debaryomycetaceae.